Aspergillus puulaauensis is the source of this 159-nucleotide messenger RNA. Its product is annotated as putative TOM core complex subunit Tom6. The record is from RefSeq and is a predicted model, not a curated record. Gene Ontology annotation, cellular component: mitochondrial outer membrane translocase complex. The coding region runs from base 1 to 159 and encodes 52 amino acids. The transcript is spliced from 3 exons. Gene Ontology annotation, biological process: protein import into mitochondrial matrix. NCBI's taxonomy places the organism in Eukaryota, Fungi, Ascomycota, Eurotiomycetes, Eurotiales, Aspergillaceae.
AUGGCUCCCAGACAGACCGAGAAGGGCCUUUUCCAGGCCGCCUACGAACAGGUUACUUCGCCUGAGCACACCACCAUCGUUAGGAGCAUCCUUGUUUUCGGUGCCGGCGUUGCUUUCCUCCACAGCAGCCUUUCUGAGCUCCUCCUUCCUCCUGCUUAA